Penicillium longicatenatum is the source of this 1566-nucleotide messenger RNA. RefSeq names its product MFS transporter. Gene Ontology annotation, biological process: transmembrane transport. Bases 1 to 1566 code for a protein of 521 amino acids. Gene Ontology annotation, cellular component: membrane. The transcript is spliced from 6 exons. Gene Ontology annotation, molecular function: transmembrane transporter activity. NCBI's taxonomy places the organism in Eukaryota, Fungi, Ascomycota, Eurotiomycetes, Eurotiales, Aspergillaceae. The record is from RefSeq and is a predicted model, not a curated record.
AUGGACACCGAAAAGGCAUCUAUUGACGGUUCAACGCCGGCCGCAAGCAACCCCGCAAGCCAACAUGGGAAUGAUGACAACCCAUCAAGCCAUGGCGACAUGGAUAUCGAGAAAGGACUUGCCCCAAAUGCGACAACAACCGAGUUACAACAAGAUGCUCUCCGUGAUCCAAACAUUGUCGACUGGGAUGGGCCUGAUGAUCCCGAGAAUCCCUUGAAUUGGACGAAAAGAAAGAAAGUCAACGCGACAGUCUCAAUCGCCUUGAUCACCCUUCUGACGCCCCUAGGAUCAUCAAUGUUUGCCCCCGGGAUUGGACAAUUGGCCGUGAAAUUCCACCUGACGAACACGGAGCUCCAGUCGUUCGUGGUCUCUGUAUAUCUUCUUGGAUACUGCUUUGGGCCUCUACUCAUUGCCCCGCUGUCAGAAAUGUACGGUCGACGGAUCAUGUAUAACGCCUGCAAUAUCCUCUAUGUGAUAUUCACUAUUACAUGCGCAGUCGCUCCCGAAAUCGGCAGCUUGAUUGUUUUUCGCUUCUUUGCGGGCUUUGCAGGAAGCUGUCCCUUGACGAUUGGCGCUGGUUCGAUUGCAGAUAUGUUUGUGCAAGAAAGCAGAGGCAGUGCAAUGGCUGCUUGGGCUAUUGGACCGUUGAUUGGACCAGUCAUUGGGCCAAUUGCGGGUGGUUUCCUCACCCAAGCAAAGGGCUGGCGGUGGACAUUUUGGGUUCUUGCUAUGGCAAGCGGAGCUGUGAGCAUCAUCUCGAUACUCACCAUUCGGGAAUCAUACCCGCCCACUCUCCUUGCUUGGAAAACAAAGAAGCUACAAAAAGAAACUGGAAACCCCAAUCUGCGAUCUAAGCUCGAUACUGGUAUGAGUCCGAAACACUUGUUCCUCCACACGAUUGUUCGACCCACCAAAAUGCUUUUCCUUUCGCCGAUUGUGCUUCUGUUGUCCAUCUACGUUGCUCUUGUCUAUGGAUACCUAUAUCUGCUGUUUACGACAAUCAGUGAGGUUUUCGAAGGCCAAUAUGGCUUCAGCCAGGGGACAGUGGGACUCUCGUAUCUCGGCAUCGGGAUCGGCUCAGUCAUCGGCCUGGCAACAUUGGGCGCGACAUCAGACCGCUUACUAAAGUAUCUCACGAAUAAGAACGGGGGAGCUUCGAAGCCUGAAUACCGACUACCGCCUAUGAUUCCUGGGUCCCUGUUUGUCCCGGUCUCAUUGUUCAUCUAUGGAUGGACUGCUUAUUACAAGGUUCACUGGAUUGUGCCCAUUAUUGGCACAUCAUUUCUCGGAGUGGGAAUGCUUAUGGCGUUCAUGACGGUCAGCACUUAUCUCGUUGAUGCGUUCACAAUCUAUGCCGCCUCUGCCAUGGCGGCGAACACUGUCCUGCGGUCUCUAGUUGGUGCCCUGCUCCCGCUCGCCGGACCGGCUAUGUACAAGUCUCUCGGACUUGGUUGGGGUAAUUCGCUGCUUGGCUUCAUCGCUUUAGCAAUGUGUCCCCUGCCCGUAGUGUUCUAUGUUUACGGAGAACGCAUCAGAACAAGCAAGAUGUUUAGAGUAGAUUUUUAG